Molecule: messenger RNA, 1771 nt
Organism: Phymastichus coffea
Lineage: Eukaryota; Metazoa; Arthropoda; Insecta; Hymenoptera; Eulophidae
Product: NADH-cytochrome b5 reductase 3
Exons: 4
Coding region: 677-1597 (306 amino acids)
Cellular component (GO): mitochondrion
Molecular function (GO): FAD binding; oxidoreductase activity
Source: RefSeq, a predicted model, not a curated record
CGCCGCUGCGGUUAUUAUUAACCGGCAAAGAUCGCCUCUGCGCGCUCGCGUCUAUUUGGAAGGGACCCUCCUACCGAGGCGGCUCGGUGCCUGUAUACGUGCUCUCUCGGCCGGCCCGUAUGGUUUAUGUAACUCGCGGCACUCGCCGUCGCUCGGCCUCUUUCUCCGCUCUUGGGCUCGGACCUCGUUACGCCGUGGAUACCUUCACCGUUACAUAAUCUUAGGCGAAAGCACGAGCUUCCUGUAUUUAAUCGAGUCGAUAGUGCAAGGCAUCCCGAUCCGACAGCAGCGACGAUCGACAGCCACUCGAGUCAAACGCCCGACUCGAUGUCGAUCGCGCGACAUUUAUCCAAUUUCAAUACAAUGGAGUGCCUUGUGUCGACGGCAAUGGGUAUUUCGCACCUGCGGCAAAAUUAGCUUCAACGUGCCUAUAUAUACAUACAGAGCAAUCUCGCCGGCGCGCCCGAAUAAUUACUUUCCCAGUGGCUCCCUUGUGUCUGGCCUACAUAGAAUUUUGAUUGACCAUCCCCAGACCACUUUUCUAACUACUUUUUUCCCGUAUAUACGUGAGCGCUGUAUAGAUGUAUAGGCGCGCGUCGCUCCGUCUCGCUCUUCUUUGCGACUACCUAGCAGCUUUAGAUAACCACGUGCGCGACUACCCUCCAGUUUCGCUUCGAUGUCAUCGCACACGCAAGUGAUUUUGCCUACUUUGGCUGCUGUAGGGGCAAUAAUAGCAGUGGGUGUAGCAAUUAAAUUAUAUUUCACAUUCAAAGAUGAUAAAAAGAAGAAUAUACUGCUGGUAGAGCCCACAGUCAAGUACCCAUUGCCACUUGUUGAGAAAAUCAUUAUAAACCAUGAUACUAGGUUAUUUAGAUUUGGUCUGCCAAGUCCGAGCCAUACACUUGGCUUACCUAUUGGUCAACAUGUGCAUUUAACUGCCAACAUUGAUGGCGAUGUUGUCAUACGAGCAUACACUCCAGUCACUAGUGAUGAUGACCAUGGCCAUGUAGAUCUUGUUAUAAAGGUUUACUUUAGAAAUGUUCAUCCCAAAUUCCCAGAAGGUGGCAAAAUGUCACAGCAUUUGGAAAGUCUAAAAAUUGGUGAGACCGUAGAUUUUAGGGGACCUUCAGGCAGACUUGUUUACAAGGGUCAAGGCAAAUUUUCAAUAAAAUUAUUGAGGAAAGAGCCUCCUACGGAAUACACGGUUUCCAAGGCUGUUAUGAUCGCUGGAGGCACAGGUAUUACACCAAUGUUGCAACUCAUUCGAGCUAUUGCAAAAGAUCCCACAGACAAGACACAAGUAUCUCUGCUAUAUGCAAAUCAGACUGAAAAAGAUAUUUUACUGCGAGAGGAACUAGAAGAGGUAGCCAAAACCCAUCCUGAUCAAAUCAAGGUUUGGUAUACAGUGGACACAAGUAGCGAAGACUGGAAGUAUAGUACUGGUUUUGUUAAUGCUGAUAUGAUCAAGGAUCACAUGUAUCCUCCUUCUUCAGAUACAAUUGUACUUAUGUGUGGCCCACCACCAAUGAUAAACUAUGCUUGCACACCUAACUUGGAUAAACUGGGAUACAAUUCCAAAUUGCGAUUUGCAUAUUAAAAUUUUACUUAAAUUUAUUUUCAAUAGUCCUGGAAAUUUUUUGGUUGUUUAUAAUUGUAUAAAAUUUCUUAGUCUUUUCUAGUAGUUGAAAUGCAUUGUGGCUAACUCCACAUUUAAUGUACAAAGAAUGCAGCUGUUUUAUUAUAUCUAAACUGAUAUUUAUUAAAGUUAUAA